CCCGCUGCUGCUGCAGCCGCGGAUCUCUGCUGCUCUCCAGGCGACGCACAGUUCAUCUCUAACGAGCCCAGUAACGCGGUUUGGAGCGUUUCCGGUGUGUCUCGCUCGCUGCCCGCGACCAGACUGAAAGAUGAACGCGCCUCCCGCCUUCGAGUCGUUCCUGCUGUUUGAAGGAGAGAAAAAGAUCAGUAUCACCAAAGACACGAAGGUUCCCAACGCCUGUUUGUUCACGCUGAACAAGGAAGACCACACACUGGGCAACAUCAUCCGAGCUCAGCUGUUGAAGGAUCCUCAGGUUCUGUUUGCGGGUUAUAAAGUUCCUCAUCCUCUGGAACACAAGAUCGUCAUCAGAGUGCAGACAACACCUGACUACAGUCCACAGGAAGCGUUUACGAACGCCAUCACUGACCUGAUCAGCGAGCUGUCUCUGCUGGAGGAACGCUUCAGAGUCGCCAUCAAAGACAAACAGGAAGGGAUUGAGUGACACCUGUCCAUGAUGUCACUUCCUGUACACCUGUCGUCAUCCUCGCACUGUUUCUGUUUGUUUGAUUUAUUUUUAUAAAUAAAGUCUGUGAUGUCAGAA
Thunnus maccoyii (southern bluefin tuna) is the source of this 583-nucleotide messenger RNA. It is a transcript of the gene polr2j, whose product is annotated as RNA polymerase II subunit J. Gene Ontology annotation, molecular function: DNA binding; protein dimerization activity. The coding region runs from base 131 to 484 and encodes 117 amino acids. Gene Ontology annotation, biological process: transcription by RNA polymerase II. Gene Ontology annotation, cellular component: RNA polymerase II, core complex. Lineage: Eukaryota; Metazoa; Chordata; Actinopteri; Scombriformes; Scombridae. The transcript is spliced from 3 exons. The record is from RefSeq and is a predicted model, not a curated record.